Messenger RNA from Rattus norvegicus (Norway rat), 477 nucleotides. The record is from RefSeq and is a predicted model, not a curated record. NCBI's taxonomy places the organism in Eukaryota, Metazoa, Chordata, Mammalia, Rodentia, Muridae.
AUGUUUGUGAUGGGUAUGAACCACAAAAAGUAUGACAACUCACUCAAGAUUGUCAGCAAUGCUUCCUGCACCACCAACUGCUUAGCGUCCCUGGCCAAGGUCAACCAUGAAAACUUUGGCAUUGCUGUGGGCAAGGUCAUCCCAGAACUGAAUGGGGAGCUCAAGUGUUGCCUUCUGUGUACCUACAGUACCAUCCUGGAUCUAACAUUCUACCGGGAGAAAGCUGCCAAGUAUGAUGACAUCAAGAAGGUGGUGAAAAGGGUAUCUGAGGGCCCAGUAAAGGACAUCCUGGGCUACAUUAAGGAACAGGUUGUCUCCUGUGACUUUGACAGUGAUGUCUACCGUUCCAUCUUCCAUGCUGGGGCUGGCAUUGCUCUCAAUGACAACUUUUUAAAGCACAUUUUCUUGUAUGAGAAUGAAUACGGCUACAACAACAGAGUGGUGGACCUUAUGGCCUACAUGGCCUCCAAAGAGUAA